This is a messenger RNA of Drosophila ficusphila, 578 nucleotides long. RefSeq lists its product as uncharacterized. Lineage: Eukaryota; Metazoa; Arthropoda; Insecta; Diptera; Drosophilidae. The record is from RefSeq and is a predicted model, not a curated record. Bases 112 to 357 code for a protein of 81 amino acids. The transcript has a single exon. Gene Ontology annotation, molecular function: protein binding.
AUGUGGCUUCAAACAAAAAGCGGCGAAAAAAUGAAUGAAUUUGGCCAACUGAGAAGGCCACGUGGAUCCUGACAAUGUACAAAUAGAUUUCCAGAUAGCAAUAACACGACAAUGGCCAACCAAAGCAAAGCCGUUUGGAUGCUAUCUGCUAAGGGUUAUCACCUGAAGUGCAAUGUGGAUCCCUACAAGCCUUUGGUCAACCAACUCAAAAACCAAUACUCCGAAGCAUUUGGCGUUUCCCCUGGAUCCCUGAUCCUGCGUUUCGAUGGUGAAGAAAUGGAGGAGCAGGACACAUUCGACUCACUGGACAUGGUGGAACAUGACAUCAUAGACGUUCUGGAGUUCACUUGGAAUUGACCGAGAACCCUUAAAAAUAUGUUUAUUCAUUGUUGAAUCAAGCAAUUGCGGGCAAAGUCAAUGAACUUGGAGAGGGCGGAGUUGCAAGCGAGAAAAUUGUAUAAAGAACUGCAAUUGAAAUUUUAAAACAAAUGAAAUGUAUAAAAGAAUUAUUGGAACAUUGAGAGAAAAUGUUUUGUAUUUUCAUUUAAUUUAUAUUAAUAUUUUUACAACAACCCUAA